Clavispora lusitaniae ATCC 42720 is the source of this 1404-nucleotide messenger RNA. RefSeq names its product mRNA splicing protein. Gene Ontology annotation, cellular component: catalytic step 2 spliceosome; Prp19 complex; precatalytic spliceosome. Lineage: Eukaryota; Fungi; Ascomycota; Pichiomycetes; Serinales; Metschnikowiaceae. Gene Ontology annotation, biological process: mRNA splicing, via spliceosome. Gene Ontology annotation, molecular function: protein binding. The record is from RefSeq and is a predicted model, not a curated record.
AUGCUCUUUCACAAGUUGGUACAGACACCGGUGGAGCUCGUGCCAAAAGAUGAAUUGGCAGACGCCGUGUAUGCGAGCGUGAAGCUAGAGGGCCUUUUGGGAGACGCCAGAAUCUUGCAAGCAGAAGCGGAUCCUGCCUCAGACCCAUACGACAACUCAACCAAAGACACAACGGGCCGUCUAAGCGCCAGCAACGCAUUCACAAACACAGACACAAACACAGACACAAACACAAGCACAGACACAAACAAAAGUACAAGCACAAACGCCCAUCCUAACAUCGGUUUGGAUGCCAACGCAAGCCAUUCUGGAUUGACCGGCCCUUCUAAUCCGAACGCCAGCGGCUAUCCCACACAAACAGUUGCGAGAUUCUACAACAACAAAACUGACGUGGCUGCAAAAGAAACAGCCCAAGAGUCAGGGGCUGCAAAAGACACAGCGCCAAAGUGGCGUCUCCGAACGCUUCUCGCAGGCGCACACCAGGGGUGGGUGCGCUGUGUGGCGGUGGACCCGGUCUCCAACGCAUGGUUUGCCACGGGCCUGGCCGACGCCUCCGUCAAGGUCUGGGACUGGGCCGGCUCCGUUCGCGCCACCAUCUCCGGCCAUAUCUUGGGCGUGCGCGCGCUCGCCAUCUCGCCCCGUUACGCCUACAUGUUUUCGGGCAGCGAAGACAAGUCGGUGCGGUGCUGGGACUUGGAGCGCACAUCCUCCCCCGCAGGCUGCCAAGUCCGCACCUACCACGGCCACGUGGGCGGCGUGUACGCGUUGGCUUUGCAUCCUGAGCUCGACGUGCUCUUUUCCGCCGGCCGUGACGGCGCCGUGCGUGUUUGGGACAUGCGCACGAGGGCCGCCGUCAUGGUGCUCACAGGCCACCGCGGCGACGUGACGUCCUUGGCAGCACAGGCGGCAGACCCGCAGGUUUGUUCGGCGGGCAUGGACGGCACAGUGCGUCUCUGGGAUUUGCGGCUGCAAAAAACCCACUUGACCUUGACGCAGCAUGCGUGCGGCGUGCGUGCGCUAGCCAUGCACCCGCACGAGUCCACCAUGGCCACGGCCGACGCAAACGGCAUCAAACAGUGGGUGUUGCCUGGAGGCGAGUUGCUUGCACAGUUUGGAGGGUUGGCUGCAAAUAACGGUGCCCCCGAUCCGGCCGGGAAUAUUGUCAACACACUUGCAAUCAACCCCGCCUCCAACGAGCUUGUGGCGGGCCACGCCGACGGCGCCUUGCGUUUCUACGACUACGAGUCGGGCGCGCGCACCUUCACCGCGCGCUCUGUUCCGGCGCAGGGCGCGGACCGCACCACCAUAUACGCGGCAUCAUUCGACAUGCUGGGCCUGCGGUUGGUGACGGCAGAAAGCGACAAGGCGGUGAAAAUCUGGGCACCGGAUGUGCAAGAUAUUUGA